Messenger RNA from Wyeomyia smithii (pitcher-plant mosquito), 1674 nucleotides. RefSeq lists its product as uncharacterized. Gene Ontology annotation, biological process: DNA integration. NCBI's taxonomy places the organism in Eukaryota, Metazoa, Arthropoda, Insecta, Diptera, Culicidae. Bases 1 to 1674 code for a protein of 557 amino acids. Gene Ontology annotation, molecular function: nucleic acid binding. The record is from RefSeq and is a predicted model, not a curated record. The transcript has 3 exons.
AUGGAGAUCAUAGUGUCAGCGGAUGCGUCAAAUUACGGAAUUGGAGCGCGCAUUGCCCACAAGCUGCCAGAUGGAUCAGUGAAGCCGAUAUCAUAUGCAUCAAAGAGUCUUACGCAAGCCGAGUUUAACUACAGUCAAAUCGAGAAAGAGGGGUUGGCGUUGAUCUUCGCAGUAACACGGUUCCAUCGUAUGAUUUUCGGACGACAUUUUGUUUUGGAAACGGAUCACAAGCCUUUGCUAGCCAUUUUUGGCUCAAAAAAAGGCAUUCCCGUGUAUACAGCCAACAGGCUCCAGCGAUGGGCGUUAACUCUGCUGUUGUAUGACUUCAAUAUCAAGUAUGUCAGUACAGACAGUUUUGGCUAUGCAGAUGUUUUGUCCCGUCUGAUCAACACCCACGUCCGUUCAAACGAAGAUUACGUCAUAGCAUCGAUCGAGCUGGAGGAUACCAUGGAGUACAUCGUCAAGCAGUCAGUUGAAGCUCUUCCAGUUACGUUCAAAAUGAUUCAAUCUGGAACUAAGUCGGAUGCAAUGCUGAAGCAGGUGAAGCAGUUCGUCCAAACAGCUUGGCCGUCAAGUCAGUCAAAAAUCAGCGAUUCACUUUUACAGCAGUUCUAUCAACGACGGGAGAGUCUUUCAAUUGUUGUCGAUUGUCUCAUCUACGGAGAUCGACUGGUGAUUCCAGCGAAAUUCCGUGACCGAGUUCUACGUCUUCUACACAAGGGGCACCCAGGAGUAGAAAGGAUGCGGUCUGUAGCACGUAGCUACGUCUAUUGGCCAGGAAUCGAAGAGCAAAUCAGUCAGUGUGUUCGUUCGUGCGCCAAUGUUCGAGGCAAAUGGUCAGAAGUCGUCGCUACCAAGCACAUCACAACAUCUGCAACUGUGGCCAUGUUCCGGGAAAUCUUCGCCAGAAACGGAUUUCCGGAGACUUUGGUUAUGGACAACGGUACGCAGUUCACAAGCGAAAAAUUCGAAGCCUUCUGCAGCAACCGGGGCGUCCUGCAUCUGAAGACACCACCAUACCAUCCGCAGUCGAACGGACUCGCCGAGAGAUUCGUCGACACACUUAAGCGAGGACUUCGGAAAAUCACAGCGGGGGGAGAGGCCCUCGACGAAGCAAUCGACACUCUUCUUCUGUGCUACCGCUCCACUCCAUGUCGUAGCGCACCUGAAGGGAAGUCGCCUGCGGAACUACUACUGGGCAGAAACUUACGAACAGGAAUGGAUCUACUGAAACCGCCAACUUUGUUCUACAAGCAAACCGAUUCCAAGCAGGAAGAUCAGUUCAACCGGAAGCAUGGCACAAAAGCAAGGAAUUACGAUGCCAAAGAUCUGGUUUGGGCUAAAGUACACCGAAACAACACCUGGUCAUGGGAACCCGGUCGAGUUCUUGAAAGAAUUGGUCGAGUUAUCUACAACGUGUGGCUACCUGCGAAGCAUGAUCUCGAGAGGUCCCAUGCGAAUCAACUGAAGAAGCGGUAUGGAUCAGAAAAACCAAGAGCACCAGUAACACAGCAGACUUCCCAAAUUCUGUUAAACAUACUACUGGAGUCCUGCGGUCUAACCAAUGGAAGUUCCUCACCAAACACCCACAAGAUCACCAAGAACUAUAACUCAGCAGCCACCGAGCCAGCUUCGCCAGUCUUCGAGAGUCAGAAGACCACCCGUGAGGUAUGA